Carassius auratus (goldfish) is the source of this 881-nucleotide messenger RNA. RefSeq names its product PCNA-associated factor-like. The record is from RefSeq and is a predicted model, not a curated record. NCBI's taxonomy places the organism in Eukaryota, Metazoa, Chordata, Actinopteri, Cypriniformes, Cyprinidae. Gene Ontology annotation, molecular function: chromatin binding. Gene Ontology annotation, biological process: regulation of cell cycle; translesion synthesis. Bases 112 to 471 code for a protein of 119 amino acids. The transcript is spliced from 4 exons. Gene Ontology annotation, cellular component: nucleus.
UCACGCGACCUGGCUGCCUUUUUAAAAAGACGGCGGGAAUCGCUCUCUUUAUUUCUUCGGUUCUGCUGAGAAGAGCGUUCUGUCCCGCGUUCAUUCGCAGAAAACCGCGCGAUGGUGCGAACUAAAGCUGAUAGCGUUCCCGGCGCGUACAGGAAAGCUGUUGCUGCCUCUGCGCCUCGAAAAUCCCUCGGCGCUUCCGGCUCCGUGAACGCGCACAGCAGCGGCGCGCAGUCGGGCACGCCUGCUAAGAGUAAGUACGCGGGGGGUAACCCUGUGUGUCCGCGGCCCACUCCCUCGUGGCAGAAGGGCAUCGGAGACUUCUUCGGUGGCCCCAGUCGGAAACCAGAGAAGGAGAACCUUCACCCCGCGCCUGAUGAUGAAGAUGAAGAAGAGGCGGGCGGCAGCGGCGUGGCUAAAGUGCCCAGGAAGUCCAGACCCAUCAUUGAUGAUGAAGAUGAGGAAGAGGAUUGAUCUCUUGAUCUUCAGUUUACAUGUUUCAUUGAUGCUUGAGUAUUUUUAGUGUAAAUCUUUGUAAAUACUUUUAAUGGAUGUCUCGCUGGUUUUGUACAGAGGUUUAAUAAAAUGAUUUUUCAGAGUUGUUGUUCCGAUCUCUACAGAGUGAGACUAAACCUGAUCUGAUGACCGAUGUGUGUUUAACAAGCCCUCGAGGGUUCAGUCUUUGACUCUUAGGAGUUCAGUAUUGUGAUGCAUCCAGGAAUAAAGAGUCUCGAGGAUGAAUAUAUAUUACUUUAGAUCAUGAUCUUGAUGCUAGAUGGAGAUGUCACAAAUAGCUAUUAUGGUCUUCUCUUGGUUCCUGCAUGUCUUGUGAAGGCUGACUGUGGCAUUGGCUUUCAUUAAAUCGCUCAUGUUAAUGUUAUUUA